UUCAGGCUCUGUACACGACGCAAAGUCGGUUUACGUUAGGUAACGAUGACAACAUCAGGGUCCUUGGAUCGAAUGGAACUCUGCGAAAGCCUCUUGACAUGGAUCCAGACAUUUGGAGUGGAGGCUCAAUGCAAGACAGUAGAGGACUUGACGAGCGGAAUCGUCAUGGCCCAAGCACUACAGAAAAUAGAUAUAGUGUAUUUCAAUGACUCUUGGAUUAGUAGAAUCAAACCAGAGGUUGGGGACAACUGGAGGUUAAAGAUCAGCAAUCUCAAGAAAGUUCUGAAAGGUGUCCUAGACUAUAACCAGGAGAUCCUCGGCCAGCACAUUAAUGACUUCACACUACCCGAUGUCAACCUUAUUGGGGAACACUCGGAGCCUGCGGAACUUGGGAGGAUGCUUCAACUUAUACUGGGCUGUGCUGUCAACUGUGAACAGAAACAAGAAUACAUCCAGACCAUAAUGAUGAUGGAGGAGUCAGUGCAGCACGUUGUCAUGACAGCCAUCCAAGAGCUGAUGAGUAAAGAGACUCCAGUGAUGGGAGGAAAUGACUCAUAUGUGGAUCUAGACAGACAGCUGAAGAAGACAGCAGAGGAGCUGAAUGAUGCUUUAUCCACCAAGGAAGAGAUUGCCCAGAGGUGCCGUGAGCUUGACAUGCAGGUGGCAGCCUUGCAAGAGGAGAAGAGCAGUUUACUAGCAGAAAACCAGGUCCUGAACGAGAGACUUAACCAGUCCGACUCCAUAGAGGAUAUAAACAGCCCUGCAGGACGCAGACAUCUCCAGCUGCAGACACAACUGGAGCAACUACAGGAAGAAACUUUCAGGUUGGAGGCAUCAAAAGAUGACUACCGGAUCCGUUGUGAAGAGCUUGAAAAAGAACUUGUGGAUGUGAAGUCACAGAAUGAAGAGCUUGCGUCUCUGGCUGAUGAAGCCCAGUCUCUCAAGGACGAGAUGGAUGUUCUCAGGCAUUCAUCAGACAAGGUGUCAAAGCUGGAGGGCACAGUGGAACACUACAAGAAGAAACUGGAGGACAUGGGACUUCUCAGGAGACAGAAUAAGCUUAUGGAGGAGAAGAACACAGUGUUAAUGCAGGGCAAUGUCAGUUUGGAAGAGGAGCUACGAAAGGCCAAUGCUACUAAGGGCCAGCUGGAGACUUACAAGAGACAGGUGGUUGAACUUCAGAAUAGACUGUCGGAAGAGUCUAAAAAGGCCGACAAGAUGGAGUUUGAGUACAAACGUGUCAAGGAGAAGGUGGACUCUCUACAAAAAGAAAAAGAUCGUAUGCGUACGGAGAGAGACUCUCUGAAGGAGACUAUUGAAGAGCUACAUUGUGUCCAAGCCCAGGAGGGACAGCUUACAUCAGGCUUGUUCCCGAUGGUCAGUAACGACGGCUCGGACUCCCUGGCUGCUGAGAUCACCACCCCAGAGAUUCGAGAACAUCUGAUCCGUCUGCAGCAUGAGAACAAGAUGCUGAAGCUGGCCCAGGAGGGAUCAGACAAUGAGAAGAUUGCGCUGUUGCAGAGUUUACUGGAAGAUGCCAGCAGAAGAAAAAACGAACUGGAGACAGAAAACAGGUUAAUCAAUCAGCGCCUGAUGGAGGAACAGAGUCAGGUAGAGGAGCUACAGAAGAAUCUUCAAGAAGAGGGUUCCAAAGCAGAUGAUUCUUCCAUCCUGAAGAAGAAAUAUGAGGAGCACAUGGAGAAACUACGAGAGUUGAACAAUGAGCUACUGAAGAAGAACGCCUUCAUCGACGAAAUGGAGCCCAAAUACACCACCAGCUCUCAACGUGUGGAGGAGCUGGAAGACGCCUUAAAGAAGAAAGAUGAAGACAUGAGGCAGAUGGAGGAAAGAUAUAAGAAAUACCUGGAAAAAGCCAAGAGUGUUAUCCGGACCCUGGACCCCAAGCAGAACCAGGGUUCAGGUCCAGAAGUCCAGGCCCUCAAAAACCAGCUGCAGGAGAAGGACAGGAUGCUGCAUUCAUUGGAGAAAGAGAUGGACAAGACAAAAACCCAGAGAGAUUACGAGGAGAAACUGAUCGUGUCAGCCUGGUACAAUAUGGGUAUGUCUCUGCAGAAGAAGGCGGCUGAAGACAGACUUGCUAACACCGGUUCUGGUCAGUCCUUCCUGGCCCGGCAGAGACAAGCCACCAGCACACGCCGCUCCUAUCCGGGUCACGUCCAGCCAGCUACCGCAAGGUAGAUGGCUGCAGGGCAGAAAAAUGUUGCGACAAACUACCUAACAAAUCCCCUGAACUUACAUACAAUAGAUGUGCCUUCUUUUGAGGCCCACUAUUUGCAUUCAUUUUUAAUGGACAUUCUUGAUUUCCUGCAUUCUGCCUAUUGAUUUCCUUUUUUUCCUUCUUGAUCAGAUCCAUGAGGUAGAGAUGCCAGGCAAGGCUACCCAAAAUCUCACACCACUUUUUGUUUCCCCCCCCCACACAAAGCAUAUUUUACCCUGACUCCUGUGAUGACAGGCUCCAAUCCUUUUACCACCCCAGUAUAUUUCAUAGGGUCUGACUUAUCACCCCAAACAUCCUCUCUUCCUUCUUCUCAUCCAAUGACCUUCCUCAACCUGUACUUUGUGGAAAACCUUUGUCAGGCAGGUAAUAUGGACCCCAAAGGCAGAGAAGAAUCGCAUCUUCUUGUUGCGUUCGUUUCUGUUUAGAGGAACCGCUCUUGCCUGUUCCUGCAGUAUUUACACACAUCUCUACCUGUCAUAACGUUUGAGGUUCAUCUUGUUUCUCGACUGGAGUUGACAGAUUCUCUGUCCUGCGUUAUCUGUUUUAACUUAUAUGAUGUAGCUUUCAGCAGGCGACAGCAACUCUCAUUUACAUGUGUUCAACGUUUGACUUUUGUUUUUUUUAAAUGGAUAUAAGGUGCGGUGAAUUGAAAUGCAAUAUUGAGCAACAAAUACAUAGGAAGAUGUAUAGUCACCUCAUGUAAAUGUUCCAUUUGCUUGCUUAAUGGUCUUAAUGAUCUGUAAUAGGAAUACAUGAUUUGGGAAAACAGGUUACUGUCGGUUGGUAACAGUGCAGCAAUAAUUGUGAAUGGUAAUUUCCCCUGAGAAAAACGUAAAGUUACUGCUUCAGCUGUUAGAGUUUUAUCAGCAGUUGCAAUCCUCAGCGAGGUAGAUUGUGGCAAAGAAUUCUACAUAAGUGUGAACUUAACUUUCUUAAGGAGCCACCGUCAAGCAACCCGGGGAAUGCAUCAGUUCAUAUAGUUUUAGCUUCACCAGCAUUUACCAGGUUGUCUCAGACAACACCUCGUGUGCCAUUCUGUUACAUUUCAAUACAUGCACCGCAGUAAUUGGUCGAUAUCCCUGCAACGCUGCAAGACGGGGUUGCACAGAAAGAAAUGUGUUGAAGUAAAGUGGAGAUAGUUUUAGAUCCUGGGAUUGGGACUUGGUUUGCAGAGUUUGCAAGUCAACAGAGGCGUUUCUAAGCUCAGUUCCUCUCCAUAUCAUUUUAAAGUCGAUUGAUUGCUAUCAUGGUGAAAAAGGUUGUUCACAGCGUUUUGAAAAGUACACAGUGCUUCCCAUGUCACUUUAAACAGACAUCUUGAAUAGGUAUGCUUGUUGCUGCUGUUCCUGUCCUUUCUUUAACCCAUUUAUUGAUCCACUCUGUUUACGUUGUCGUUGUUUUCAAGCCACAUCAUGAAUGAUCUCUUAAUAACAUGAUUGACCUUUAGAAGCCCCAGAAUAGACCCUGUUUGUUUGCUCGUGUAUGUGUUUAGACCCAGGCCUGAACUUUAAGCUAACAAACACCCGCCGUCUGACCGCUGUCUCUCUCUCUCUCUCUCUUUCCGCCCUCAACAGCAAUGUCACUGCAUGACUGGCACACCAAUGAACUCACCAAGCGUUGAGUGGCCCGGCCCGGCCUGUCUUUGGCCCACGCUGGCCCCCGGGAUGGGCUAUACUGUGGCACACGAUGCAUGAGCUACCUGCCUGCCUGCCUACUGUUGCAUGACUUUGCAUUGACUCGAGUCUGCGAAUAAGCAGUACAUCAGUAACAACAGCAUGAGCACUAACAACCCCUCUGCAGUGUCAUGCAUUGUUACCCCCAGACAAGUCCAAGGAGGCCAGAAACUAAACCCCUUUCCCACCCUCCCAGCUCCUUACUCCUCAUGUCCUCUUGCUCUUUCUUACCCUCUUCAUUCCCCUUCUCUCCUCCCCUCCCUCCACUCACUCUUCAUGGACGUGCCUGCUUGUGCUUCCACACCGCAUCAAGUCUGUUACACUUCAGUUUAUGUUACAAACACCAAGGACAGGCGCAGAAUAUAACAGCGUAGUCUGUCAAUCAAGCAGUUGAUCUAUUACUAGGCCUUUUCUGUCAUGUGUGACUUGACGAUUGGCCGGCUGCCUCAGUAUACCUCAAUGACAUAUUUCAACAUAUCUGUUUCUUUUUACAUGGGAGAGAAAUAUUUGAGAGGUGUUGCCUACAAAUCUACAUAACAAAAAACACUCCUUUUAAACUUCUAGAUGUUUAUUUCCUGCAAUUGGUUUGCCCAGCCUCUCCUCAACAUGUUGCUAGAUGGCAUCUUAGAAGUGGUUUUACCUCAAGUAUUAGUACAACAAGGAGAGCGUACGGGGCAUUACUGUGGCGCCCUGUAAGCUUUUGGACAGAUUGCAGUAGGAGCAUAGGAUGGCAAAAUAAGUGUUUUAAAAUGAAUAACAUUGUUACAGAUACGCUUCUAUACGGGAUAAAAGCCCCCAUUAAGCCUACUUACAACUUCUCUUUUAGUGGAAUUUAAUGUCCGCAUAGUAUCUAUUUCUCCAUUAAACUGUACAUUAGCUCAUGCAGGCUAAUGUACAGUGCGUUCAAUUUGUUGGCUGGAAAUGACUAACUAUUUCAUAAACGUAGAAAGGGAAACCACUGCAACAAUCUCAAAGGAUCCUGCUGAUCACAGAUCAAACCUUUAUUUAGUACAUUUAAGGCAAUUCAUAGUAAUCCUGCAUUCCUUCUACAGUGUUUUGUUAAUGCAACUUAACAGAUUUUUUUUUUGGGGGGGGGUUUAAGGAAGUUGUUGAGUGCUUGCACAUGCAGUUUACAAAAUGAGUUAUACAAGACACACAUGAUAGUAUCAGUAAUAAGGAACCUAAACUUGGUGUUACAAGUCAUACUGAACAUUGUGUGUAGCUUUUUUUUUUUUUAAUUAUGUCUUAUUUAAAUUUUACUUUCAGAGCGUAUUAUAGGUAUGUUGACAAUUAGGGAGAGAGAAACUAAAUAAAAGAAACACCUGGAGCUAAGGAUAUAUGCAUAUUAAAGGCAUAAGUGCAUAUAUUCUUCAAAAGAGACAGAUGGUUGAAUCCUCCAAUUUUAGUGCCUUUAAAAUAUGAUAUAAAAAAACAAGACUGGCUGGUCUUUUUAUGACUAAAGACAGCAAGGCAUACCACCUUUUUAAAGACCAGUUUUUAAUUGUGUUAUUUGAAAAAAUAAAAACCAGUCUAAAAUGAGAUUUAAUCUCAUACAUGAUACAUUUCUUGACAAAAAGCUUAUAGUCAAAUUAAGUAGGCUUGAUGAGGACUUUUCUUCUCUGUAUUUUGAUCUAUUUUACUCAUAAAUGUGUUAUUGUGUAACCUUGGUUUAAUUCAUGCCGUGCAUUUUUAUCUUAAUUGCUUAUUUAUUCUUUCGGCGCUUGUACAGCAGUAUUGUUACAUUUUUUAAAAUAUCAGUAGUAUUAUUACAUCACAACUUGUACUGUUACAAUGGAGUUGAAGUUUCCUUUCAACAUCGAGAUACUGUUACAUACUUGUCUUAUGCAACAAAAGGAGGCGAUGGUUCAAAAUAGUGUAGUGUUUAGUCUCCAUCUAAUGACAAUUACACAAAGGUUAUUAUAUUAACAGUGUCAUCUGAGUGUUAGUGUUAAAUGGAGAAAACUGCAAGGUUCCAUUUCCCUCCAGUCUUUUUAGGAGUUUCGUAGAAAAAAAUGUUUUCUCAUCAACAAAAGAAAGCACAUUUUUACACUUUUUAUUUACCCAAUUGUUGGUGAAUUUAUUGUGAUCCUACAAAUGAUCAUAUUUCCUAGUGUUUUUAGCGACAGCAACAAAGAGGGGGGCCACGUCUGUGGGAAAAGGCUCAUUAGCUGUUAGGCAUGCAUGUGUAAUUGCAUUAAAACUGAAGUUGGCUCAGAUGUUUGAUUAACUUAUCUUGAUCCAAUUAGAUUCUGCAUUUGGCCAUCAAAUAAAUUAGUUUUCCAGAAGUGAGCGGUGAAAUAACAUUUGCAGUAUGAAUUCAGUUGCAAAGUAAAGGCGGAUUGUUUGGUCUAGUUCUUUAUUUGUUUCUGUCCAAAUCUGUGUUUUAGAAACCACUUGCCAGUAACAUCCAGCUGUAAGUUAUAUUACACAGAACUCUUUUAACCGUCCAUCCUCAUGAGUCAUUGUAUUGGUAAGAAAUCUGUAUAUAAUGGAACACAUCCACACUGUGGUCGACCUGUUUAAAAUCAUAUCAGGGAUGUUGAGGAAACAUUUUCUGUUAUUUAUUGUCCCCUAAGAGAAAGCGUAUGAUGUUGUCUUCUUUAAUCCCCCACCAAGUCAGCCACUGUAAUUUGUCGUUAUAUGUGUCUGUGUAUAUACUUAAUAUUACUGGAAAAUAAUGAGAUACUGGGGGAGAGAUAAUCACAGUAAUAUAACCUGAGAAAAAACAGCUAGUUUGCGCAAUUCUCAGGCCGUAUUAAAGGCAAUUUCUUGUCAAUACAGAAAGAAAAGUGACAUCUUCAUGUACUGUUAAAUGCUAUAACCCAAAAUCAAAUCCUAAUAUUCAUUUUGAGGUCAAAAUAUUCUGCAGACUGCAGUAUUCUUUAAAAAACCCAGUCAUCAUGUGGUGUAUUAUUACACGCCGAAGCUAAAAAUGAGUACCCAGUUUUCCCUAGCAUUACCUGACUGCUAAUUGCGCUGUCAAAAGUGUAUUAGAGAGAUGAAACAAACAGCACAAGGCUGUCAACAGGUCAGAAUCGUAUCACUACGCGUGCAAUGUUUGCAGUAUUUUUUUACUCAUUGGAAAACUUUUCUUUACAUAUUGAAGUAGCAAAUAACCUUCCAUUUGCCAAGUUUUAUAUUGCUUGUAUACAAACACUAUGUACAUACUAAAUGUGGCAGUGCUAGAGGAGGUGUCUGGCUGUUUGAGAGUGAGAACAUAAAACUCGUGUCAAGUUAGAUGGAUUUCAUAUAGCAUCUGUCUGAUUAGGACCUAUUGAUGAAAAAUGUGCUUCCUACACUGCAAAACUUGGAAAAUGACAUUGUAAAUAAAGCUUGUAUA
This is a messenger RNA of Anoplopoma fimbria (sablefish), 7252 nucleotides long. It is a transcript of the gene hook3, whose product is annotated as hook microtubule-tethering protein 3. The transcript is spliced from 23 exons. Gene Ontology annotation, molecular function: dynein light intermediate chain binding; microtubule binding. Gene Ontology annotation, biological process: cytoskeleton-dependent intracellular transport; cytoplasmic microtubule organization. The record is from RefSeq and is a predicted model, not a curated record. The coding region runs from base 46 to 2199 and encodes 717 amino acids. Gene Ontology annotation, cellular component: centrosome; cytoplasm. NCBI's taxonomy places the organism in Eukaryota, Metazoa, Chordata, Actinopteri, Perciformes, Anoplopomatidae.